Paralichthys olivaceus (Japanese flounder) is the source of this 8290-nucleotide messenger RNA. Lineage: Eukaryota; Metazoa; Chordata; Actinopteri; Pleuronectiformes; Paralichthyidae. The record is from RefSeq and is a predicted model, not a curated record.
CAACGCUGUGGUCCCACCUCAGCAGAGCUCCGGAGUGCAGCCCGUGGAAGAGGAACAAUUUAUUUUUGUAUAAACCGAUGAGUGGGACUUUGCGUAUUUGCGCCGCGCUGGAUCCAGACCCUGGCUUUUUGUGUGUGGACGUGUGGGGCGCAUCAGCGGAAAGAAGGAACAGUCUCUCCCCUCAUAGAGCCGAGCUGGAAUGAGAUGCAGCAAUGACAGAGCAGCAGUCGUGCGCUGCAGCGAAAUAGAGCAACUAUUGUGACAGGAGAUUGAUAACACACAACUGGGCCGAGCAACAGCGAGCGACAGAUGUGAUCUUCCAAAACGUCGCAGCUGGUUCGGUGCCAGUGACGUUGCCGGAUGGGUCAUAAUUGCAUUUUGCAUUCCCCCCCUCAUUUCAUCAUCCACUGCUCCCAGCGUCUCCACAUUAUUUGAGGGUCUCGGGCGGCUGUCUGUGAGGAAUCGAACUGCUGCAGAGACCACCACAAGAGGGGAGAACUGCCAUGUGUCGUUGCGCGACAUAGAAGCUCUUUGUGGGUUGUUCUGCACCGGGGGACAGGUGGUGCCGCGCGUGUGUGUGUGUGCGCAUGUGUGUGUGUGUGUGGGUGUGUUGAAAGUAGCUGGGGGCACGGACACACAAACCCCCCCUGAGACAGUUGUCUUGGGGAUGUCAGGCCGGCGCGCUGGACCAGUUUUUGCCAGAGACAGGUGCGACAGGGAGGAGUAGUUUACAAAGCCCUGCGCAGGAUCUGGCAGCGCACUAUCGAGUCCGCGCUCUCCUCUGAUCACUCUCGGAUUUUUUGUUGUUGUUGUUGUUUCCAGUGGAACACACAAUUGACUCGUACAGCUCGGCUGCACCUCUCCGCCCUCCAGGACAAUCAGAGAGACUCCAGUGCUGUUCAUAUGGCAACCAUGGCCCCUCCCUCCUUCUUCCUGCUUUGUUGGCUCCUCCGAACGGCCAGCUCAGCGUUCCCAGAGGAACCCGGGCCCCUGAACUUCAUCCCCACCGAAGUGGCGAGACGAUACCCGGUGUUUCUGGGACGACCCCACCGGACGUGGCUGAGACAAGAGCCACUGCACAUACAGAGGAUCAUGCAAGUCAAUCGGACUCUCUACAUCGGAGCCAGGGAUGACCUUUUCCGUGUGGAGUUGGACAUUGUCGCAGGAGAUGAGAUGUUCUACAAUAAGAAAAGAACAUGGGAGUCCAACAAGAAUGACAUCAGGAUCUGCAGGAUGAAGGGCAAACAUGAGGAUGAAUGCCGUAACUUCAUGAAGGUGCUGCUCAGUAGACAAGGAGGCCUGUUUGUCUGCGGGACCAAUGCCUUCAAUCCGCUCUGUGCCAACUAUACCGGAGACACUCUGGAGAUGGUUGGAGACACGGUCAGUGGGAUGGCGAGAUGCCCUUAUGACCCCAAACAUGCCAACGUAGCUCUGUUUGCAGAGGGGAAUCUGUUUACAGCCACAGUGACUGACUUCCUGGCCAUUGAUGCAGUGAUCUAUCGUAGCCUUGGGGACAGUCCUGCUCUUCGCACCGUCAAGCAUGACUCCAAGUGGUUCAGAGAGCCCUAUUUUGUCAGUGCUGUGGAGUGGGGACCUCACAUCUACUUCUUCUUCAGAGAGAUAGCCAUGGAGUUCAAUUACCUGGAGAAGGUGGUGGUGUCGCGUGUGGCCCGGGUGUGCAAACGGGACCAGGGCGGUUCUCAGCGAGUUCUGGAGAAGCAGUGGACGUCGUUCCUAAAGGCCCGUCUGAACUGUUCCGUCCCCGGGGAUUCCCACUUCUACUUUAACCUGCUCCACUCCACUAGUCCCGUCAUCAGGAUGCACGGCAGGGACAUCAUCCUGGGCGUGUUCUCCACACCAGCUAACAGUAUCCCGGGUUCAGCGGUGUGUGCCUUUGACAUGGAGCAGCUGGCGUCGGUGUUCGAUGGGAGGUUCAAGGAGCAGAAAUCACCCGAGUCUAUUUGGACCCCUGUUCCAGAUGAAGUCAUCCCGAAGCCCAGACCCGGUGGCUGUGCCGUUCAAGGAUCCAGAUUCAAUUCGUCCAACUCUUUCCCAGAUGACAUGCUCAACUUCGUCAAGACCCACCCACUGAUGGAUGAAGCUGUGCCAUCCCUGGGACAAAGACCCUGGAUAGUCAGGACCAUGGUCAGGUACCAGCUGAAUAAGAUAGUGUUGGAUACAGAAGCAGGGCCGCACAGAAACCGAACCGUCCUGUUUCUCGGGUCAAGCAGAGGGACCAUCCUCAAGUUCCUCAUCAUGCCCAACCAGGACAACACCAUCACCAACAGCAAUAUCUUCCUGGAGGAGCUGGAGGGAUUCAACCCUGAUAAGUGUGCUGAAGACUCUCCUCAGGCCCGGCAGCUGUUGUCAUUGACUCUGGACCGGGCGAGCCACAGUCUCCUCCUUGCCUUCCCCUCCUGUGUGGUCAGAGUGCCGGUGGCGCGAUGCCAGCUCUACUCCCGGUGCAUGAAACUGCCAUUUGAGCAAGAUGUCGAACAGGGGAACGUGGCCCACUUGGGUGACUGUGACGGGAUGCUGCUCCAAGAGAGUUUCAUCGAGGAGCCUGACGGCCUGGUGUCUGUUAACCUGCUGGUGGUGUCUGCGGUUUCAGCUUUCGCAACAGGAGCCAUCCUCUCCGGCCUCACCGUCUGCUGGAUCAUGAGUCACCGCCACCGCCACUCCCGCAGCUCUGGAGCCAACGGCGCCCGCCGCAAAAGUGACAAAGAGCAGAGCAUGCUGGGGCAGGGCCGCAGCGGCUCUGUAAUGAGCGUAACGCGAACCAGCGGCGGAGAGAGGCGGAGAUCGCAGGCAGACAACCCCUUUGUCAUGCCCAACGGCUGGCCUAAAGGAGAAAUGGACCCAGGAUUGUUGCCGACCCCGGAGCAGACUCCACUGCAGCAGAAACGGGGCAUGCGUCUUCCGGACACUGACUGGGACCAGAGCCAGACCUUCCUCACCGCUGUGGGGACGCCCUGCCCCAAUAACUCUGUCAUCUACCUGAGCUCCAAGUACCUGCACGGAGGUGGAGGGGGUGGAGGGAUGGUUCGGAUAGAGGACCCAGGGGAAGUUGUGUUGCCCCUGCACACAGAGCGCCAGCGCUACCUGAUCUUAGCCACCCAGAGAGGGGAACACGGUGGCAGUCGUCCCAGUGGCACGCUGAGGAACUCAGCGGGGGAAUAUAUUUACCCCGCCACGCCACAGGACUCCCCCGACCGACGGAGGGUGGUUUCUGCUCCCACCCCCCACAUGGACUAUGGGGAGCCUCGCUGGAGUCACGAGGUGCUCAACUACAACAGCAACAAUGGGGCGCCCUAUCACGCUCAACGCCAGGGCCUCAUCAGGCCAGACAUGCAUGGGCCUCGAGGGCUGGGGGAACUGGCUGACUUCAGCCAUCUUCUAGUGAAGAACAUGGGAGAGCGCACCCCUAGUGGCCAGUGAGGUGAAGUGUCAGAGUCCUGACACCAAACUCUCUCUGAAUGCUCAUUCCCUCCAACAGUAAACUGGAAUAAGUCAACCCCUCAGACUCACUGUCCCCGGUCCAACCUUUCCCUGUCUGUCCUCUCUCACUGUCAUUCAAUGUUCAAUGACGUCAUUCAGCCGACUGAAGAGAGAGACAGAGAGAACAGAAACAGAGAGAGUUGAAAAGAGGAGAACGCUCUCCUCACGUCUCCGUUCCUCUGCUCUUAAUCUGAGGCGCACCCCUCUACUCUGUUUGUGGAACGACCCAUAGAGUGUGACUUUGAAACCACAGGACAAACAGUGCAGUACAGAGAGGGGUGUAAAAGGAAGGGGAAUCUUCUAAAAAAGACUUUGUGGAGAUUUAAAUAAGAAGACGAUUUCGCUUGUAGUACAAAAUGUGAAAGAUCUCCCUCCACCAACUUGUUCACUGUUGACCCAUGACACGGUGUGAAAUUUUUGUUUCUGCUUUUUAGUUUUUUUUUGUGCCAGUGGGCAUCCAGAAAACAAUGUGCUUUACUCUGGAUUUCUAAUGAGACAGACACUGUUGUAGCCUUGCCAGAGGGCAGUGACUCUCAAUGAAUCAUGCAGUGUGUGUGUCUGUGUGUGUGUCUGACUGUGUGAAUGUGUGGUCACGACAACCCCAACCAGUGUCCUGUCCUAACUGUGAAGAAUAACUAUAUAUUGAAUUUUCUGUAAACAGUCACAGAGAGAUAAAUGUAUUUUAUUAUGUGUCUCUGGAUGUGUUUACCAAUCAGAGGGGUGGGUUGUUGAAGGGUUGAGUAAUUUUUUUGAUUCCCAGUACCUCAUGAGCAGCACUGGACAGAGCCAUGAUGAAGUGAAAGAGAGCAAUAAUGAGCAAGAAACAUAUACGGAUGAAGAUAAAGCCAAUUUAAUUUGAUAUUUUUUUAUGAUACUAGUUUACUCAGCAAAGCAAGCUAAAGCGCAGAAACGUCAGGAAGAGCAGAGCGCAGGGGAAAGGAACAAUAUCUCUGCUCAAUUCUUCUCUCCCUCGCUCCCUCUCAGUAUGCCUCGGUCUGUCUGACCUGACCUGAGGCCUCCCUGGGCUCCACAGCCCGUUUGAAAACGGGGGAAUGUGAGCUGUGGCUGUCUGGCUGUCUGACUGAGGCUCUGAGGCUCGGCCGCUUGGGACCUACAUUCAGCCUCUUCUGCCCGACACUGAGCCUCUUUGUGCCCCAGAAGCAUGAGGAGACUGCGGCAACAAAUAGCCGUUAAGAGUCAGAGACCUAGCCCAGAACCACAGCCUAGCAGAAUAUCAAUGAAGAGGACAGCGGCUCCAUCCGUCAUGUGAGAUGUACAGACCGGGCCUGGGCAUCUCUUAAUGCUUCACCCAGUUGCCAGGAUAGGGAGGAGCUGAGAGCUGAAGCAGGGGGCUGAGGCCAGGGUUGGGGCACUGCUAACGGUCACAAUGGUCAUCCCUUGUGGUUUUAUCCCUUUCUGUCAUUCAGUGUGUUUCCCAACAAAAGCAGGAUAAAGAACACAGAUGGGCAUGGGUAUACUUGGGUGUGGAGUUACUCUUUCACUGCGUUGUCUUUUGAUGUUUUCUGUUUUUUUGUCCGUUCUCAUCCGUUCUUGAUUCAGAUGUAGAUCCAGAGAUAGUUUUAGUUCAUCUGGGAAACACUGGUUGUUUUGUGUGUCUGCGUGCGUGUGUGAGUCUCUUAGGGCUUGUAUCCAUGAAUGUGUUGCUCAUAUUGAGUGUGAAAAAACCUGCUUUGAUCAAUUUUAUUGUCAUUCUCAUCCUCCUUCUUUUCUCUGUUGAGUCACUUUGCUUGACAUUCACAAAUCUGCGAUAACACUGUCACAGCCUGGGAUCAGUAAACGCUAUACAAUAUUACACAGUGCACAAAGAUGUGCAGAUAAGACGGAGGUUAUGGGCUGUGCUUCGUUGAAGGGACAGAUGGUAGAUACCAACAUUAUAAAUUAUAAAGUACAAAAACUAGGGCUGAGUAUUGUUUGGAGUCUUUCUGAAAGUAAUGCCAAUAUGAUAUGACACCUUUGAGAGCAAACAUAUGUUUCCACAAAACCCUGUUUUUCAUUUAAAGCAAGUCUGCAUUGCUCUGUGUUGUAUUUUUGGCUUGUGACUCUGGUUUUGUGACCUGUCACGAAACAUUCACUCUCACAGAUCUCUCGUUUUUUGGCCUCAUUAGGCAGCUGUUUUCAACAAUAAUGCUUCAAUGAUCAACGCUACCUGGCAGCAACAAAAUCAGUGACUAGCUAGUGGGCAUACUUUAACAUUUAGCAACUAAAAAGCAGAUAUUUUCCCCAGGAGUGGUAGAGACCAAAAAAUAUCAUUUGGGUAUCAUUUGAAAUGUUUUUAUAAUUUGAAAUAAGGCCAAUAUGAUUAGGAACAAAACAUUUAUCAAUGCCUUAAGUUGAGAAAGGUUUUUCGACAAAAUACUUUUUAAACAAAGAAGACAAAGCGAUGGAGCGUUGCACGCGGUCUUCAGCGUGGUGUAAAUUCAACCAUGAUUAGAUGUACAUCACUCCAAGACAAAGUAAACAAGAUUGUAAUUCCGACCAGAUAUUUGACACCGGCUGACAUUUUGCUUUUGAUACCCUUAAAAGAAGACAGCCGAGAGUGUGAGGUGCAGCAGUGUAAGAGAUUCACGAAGGCAAUGACAGAGGAGGAGGUCAGGCAGGCGAGCAUGAUGUUACUGCAUUACCGUCUCUCCACAUGAGUAUUGUGUAUUCUUUACACAUUCUACCCCGAAACAGGUCAUUAGUAUUGAGGAUAGUGGGCUUUCCACCAGCCCGGCGCCUCAUCUCUGUCUCUCUUUAUCUCUCUCCCUGUCUACCCAUCUCAGCCAUGGCCUGCUUUAUCUGUGUGUGUAUGUGUGUGUGAAUGAGGCCUCUCUGUCUCGGACGGUGUGCGCAGCCAGCCGUGUCCUCGCUCUGCAUCUCCUACGGUGUUUCACUAAACAUGCUUGAUUAGGCAAAGUACAUUCCCGGCCCUCUAAUGGCCUGAUGAGCCCCUAAGAAGAUUACUACAGACACAUCAACCCUGAGAGGGAGGUGCAUGUUCAACCAGCUCUUUACCCCUCCACUAACCACCAGCCACACACACAUGCAUGCAUGCGUUCACACACACACUUUGCAGGGCCCUUUAACCAAAUACGGGACGCAAUUGAAUUAAGAUCAGAAAUAAAACUCACGCUUGAACUGGCCCGACACUGGCUGGUUCUAGGAAAGGUACAGUACACGAUUCUAUCUUACUGACUGCGUAAUUUGAUUACCUUAGCUCGGCAUUAUGGGGCAGCUAAAGAAUUCAGAGGCAACCACAUGCAGGUCUGUCUGUUUAUUAAAGCCAUCAUCCUCCCUCUUCUUUUUAUUUACUUCACGUCAUUCCAGUGCCUCCUCUUUACAACAGCUGCACUUUGUCCUCUUCCUCCGCUUGCCCUUUUAUUCUUAACAGACUCACUCUAUCUCUCUGCACACACACACACACACAAACACACAUAUAGAAUCCCCUUUCUCCUGUUUAUCACUUUUAAAGGUUAGCUGGUUAAUUUACUGAGCUGGUGACUAAAGCAGAAAUCAAAGUAAUUUCACAAAAAACUGCUUUAUUUCACAAUGCAUCUUUUGUUAGACAUUUUCAAAGCCGCUCUUAUGGUAAAUUGCUUUCCUUUGCUCAGAAAUUAUUUUGUCUGAGGUUUGUUUCUCUUUGUCCCCUGCCUCUACACAUACACACUCACACACACACACACACACACACACACAAACAAACACACAAUUCCCACCCAGCCCUCAUGACCCAGCCUGUGUGUGUAUAUUGUUUUGUUUGUGUCUGAGGAGACCAUGCCUUCGUGCGUUGGGGUUGUUCAUGCCAUGUGGCCCAAUGAUGCGAUGCCCCCCACAGCCAAUAACUGCCAUCCCGCCCUGCAGUGCUCCGCUGUACUGUACUAUAUGUGCUCUAUGCCCUAGAGAGAGUCCAGAAACGGAGCCUGACUUAUAUUAAAUCCACCAUCCAUUGCAGCGAGGAGCAGUGAGAUGACACUGCUCCCUUCCAAGUCAGCAUCCAAGCGGAAAAAGCACAAAAAAAAUCUGAAAACAAAAUCAACAUUUGCAUUUUUGUAAAAUUGUAGAUGUAUUUAGUCCGCACUGAUCAUCUUUGUCAUGUUUGUUUUUCUAUGGUUUGUUUCUGUGGUGGAUAUUUUGUUUGAAAUUAUAUGGGAUAUUAUUGUAUAUGAUUUCAAUUUCAAUUCUCUGGUGUGCUGGAUUUGAUGACAUCAUUGAAGAUGAACCUGAUGACUAUCAUGAUUGCUUUUGUGUUGACAGUGACAAUGAAGCAGUACUGUGAGCAGCGCUGAGCUGUUGUGUUUGGACACUGAAUCUUAGGUUUCAAAACAGACUUCUCUCCUGUAGAGUGGAGUCUCCUGCAACUGUGAAGGACCCCACUGCCCUGCAGCUCUGGCCAGAGUCUGGCCCGUCGUCGGCCCGGGUACCUUGGGGCACAGCGUCAUCAGAUGACAACACAUGUUCCUACUACGUGUACAUAACCUUGAUGCUUACAUGUAAUUAAAGUGCCGUAGCUGCAUGACGACACAGCCUCUGUGUGUGUACAGAAGUAGCGACGUGUGAAUUUGUACAGUACAUGCAAGUGUGUGUGCUUGUGUCCGCAAAGAAAAUCUGUUUGUCGUCACGCAAAGAGCAACAUGUGCAUGCACCCUCCGACAACUGCCCAAAGCACACAUACAUUAGACCCAUACACAAACACGCAGCAGUUGUUCUCCAUUCUCCACAUUGUCCUGAGCUCUGCCUGUCACUCCGCAUGGAGACUUUGCUCUAUGUCAACUUUCUUAUUCUAAUAAACCAC